Messenger RNA from Oncorhynchus nerka (sockeye salmon), 813 nucleotides. Its product is annotated as dual specificity protein phosphatase 13A-like. Gene Ontology annotation, cellular component: cytoplasm. NCBI's taxonomy places the organism in Eukaryota, Metazoa, Chordata, Actinopteri, Salmoniformes, Salmonidae. The transcript has 3 exons. Gene Ontology annotation, molecular function: MAP kinase phosphatase activity; protein tyrosine/serine/threonine phosphatase activity. Gene Ontology annotation, biological process: negative regulation of MAPK cascade; protein dephosphorylation. The record is from RefSeq and is a predicted model, not a curated record. Bases 259 to 813 code for a protein of 184 amino acids.
GUGCCAUUCUCGGACACACACCCGGGGUGGUGUGAAAGGACACAGUCACAGCCGCCAGUUUGUGAUCCUGCCUGACUUACACGCGUAGCCUGAGCGCUCCAUAUUGGGUAACUGUCCCAGUGAGGGUAAACAAACGCCAGCUCACACCUAUCAGCUGAAGUGGGAGUAUAGAGUGUACUGCUGCUUUAACACACUGAAAACAUUGAGUAGUAGCCUAGUCAUUCAUUUGUAAUUUGAGGGGAAUUUGGAAUUGGAAUAAUGGCAUUCCGGAAGACCAAAAAAGAAUCCAGAGAAGAGUACCUGUCUGUGAAGGACUUGGAAAAGAUUUUGGAUUCUUGCACGUUGCGGUUGACCCAGAUAAAUGAGGUUUGGCCGAACAUAUUCAUAGGAAAUGUGGCAAUUGCCCAAAACAGGAGUACCUUACAGAAGUUAGGCGUCACUCAUGUUUUAAACGCUGCUCAUGCCAAGCGAGGCAGCAUAGGGGACCACAGAUUUUAUGGCAACAGCUUUGUUUAUUAUGGUAUUCCAGCAGAGGACUCGACUCACUUUGAUCUGGAUGUUUACUUCAAGCCCGCAGCUGAUUUCAUUCACAAAGCAUUGAAACAACCAGAUGGGAAGAUUCUCGUCCAUUGCAUUAUGGGUAUGAGCAGAUCGUCUAGCUUGGUGUUGGCGUACCUCAUGAUGUAUUGUCACAUCCCCCUCCAUUGUGCUCUUCAGAAAGUAAUCCAGAAAAGAGCCAUUUACCCUAACAGGAACUUCCUGGCUCUGCUGCUGGACCUAGAACCCAGCAAAACAGACCAAACCUUCAGCUGA